Sesamum indicum (sesame) is the source of this 1862-nucleotide messenger RNA. RefSeq names its product DERLIN-1 (gene DER1). The record is from RefSeq and is a predicted model, not a curated record. NCBI's taxonomy places the organism in Eukaryota, Viridiplantae, Streptophyta, Magnoliopsida, Lamiales, Pedaliaceae.
GAGUUGUGAAAAGUCCUGCAGCCGACCCAUUGCAAGGCUUGGGUCGUUUAGAUGGAGCCCGAAUUGAUCCAACCAACUAGCGGAAACGGGUUUGACAGAGAGAAGGUUCUGGGUACUCGGAGUCCGACAAAACUACUCCCACUGCCAUUUCGUCUCAAUUUCCCGAUUCAUCCAACAGCUAAAACCGGCCCUUAUUGUUUUCGUUUCUUUCUUCUUCAUCAAGCAAUUCUUCUUCCUAUUCUCUUCUCGUUGCAUAUCUAUAUCUACAAAUUGAGUUAUCAGUUGAAGAUCGUUUAGUUUGAUUGUUUUUUUUUUUCAAUCCAGUUGCUUUUCCGGAUUCGCCAUGUCUUCCCCUGCUGAAUACUAUAAGUCUCUUCCACCUAUAACUAAAGCUUAUGGGACUGCGUGCUUCUUGGUCACCGUUGCAUGUCAACUUGGGAUACUCAGCCCUGGACUAAUUGCACAUGUGCCUUACUUAUCAAUCUUUCAUUUCCAGGUGUGGCGACUGAUUACCAACUUCUUUUUUCUUGGAAAGUUUUCUAUCAAUUUCGGGAUUCGCCUCCUGAUGAUAGCAAGAUAUGGAGUUCAACUGGAAAAUGGACCUUUCCAGAGACGCACAGCUGAUUUCUUAUGGAUGAUGUUGUUUGGUGCUUUCUCUCUAUUGGUUUUAUCUUCCAUACCCUACUUCUGGUCGCCGUUUCUAGGGAUAUCUCUUGUUUUCAUGCUUCUAUAUCUCUGGAGCAGAGAGUACCCAAAUGCCACCAUCAACAUAUAUGGUCUUGUGGCUCUUAAGGCAUUUUAUUUGCCAUGGGCAAUGCUCUGCUUAGAUGUCAUCUUUGGUUCUCCAAUUGUACCAGAUCUAUUGGGUAUUGUAGCUGGCCACCUUUAUUAUUUCCUAACAGUGUUGCAUCCGCUUGCUGGUGGGAGGAACAUAUUGCGGACGCCUGCGUUGAUACAUAAACUAGUUGCGAGGUGGAGAAUUGGUGCUCCAGUCAACAAUGUACCUCAGCCUGACAGAACCUCUGGUGUGGCAUUCAGAGGAAGAUCUUAUCGGCUUGGUGGUUGAAAGUUCUUUACCAACUCUUCAGCACUACAGGAAGUUUUAUUGUGUAUGUUGAUGCACAUAUUCUGGAAACUGCUGCCUGCAAAAACGGUGAGCAUUUUGAGCCAGCAAAGUCAGACGUAUGCCCAAAUUUGGUAUCUGAGUAGCAGAUACCUUGACUUUUAUUCAGUACUUGAUUUUCAAGGAAACAAAUCAUACAAUAGAAAUGUCCAGGUUAGACUAAUGCAUUUUAUAUGGGGAUAAAUGUAUCUGGUAAGACUCCCAGAAAUGGGUAUAUAUCAUUUGUGGGCAAACAGCCCGACUGGGAGCUCUGAUAGUGUUCCUUGAGGAUAAUCUGACGAUUUUCACUUUCUGUUCAGCAAGCCAAGAUUGCUUUUGGCUACAGGGAACUAGGGAUAAUGAUUUUGGCCGGUCUGGCCUCGAGUGACGUAAAACCCUUGAACAUUUAUGUUAAGUUUUUUCUGAACACCGUAAAUACUCCUCUUUUAUUACUGAAAAAAUGAAAUGUUACCAGAGUAAGUUGAAGUUCCGGGCUGGGGGAAGCUUGUAGGACGUAAGAAAAGAGAUGAAGAAGUUUAGGCAGAUAUCCCACUCUAUGCUUCGAAAAGAUGAUGAUGCUCCUCGUUAUGCAAAAAGGUCUCUCAUUCCGUUUGCCUUGCAACGAAAGAUGUGUCUUAUCUCUUGGAAUUUUGUCAAAUUCUUUUGGAUUGCAGUAACCCUGUGUGAUGAUUCACGCUCCUGCAAAUAGUAUAUAUUGCAUUUUGGAGUCAUAAAUGCAAGAGUUAUUCCAUUUUUCUUA